AGGGGGGACUCGUUUCAUUCCGGACUGUUUUUGCGGACGUACACGCGACUGCCUCUUGGCCGAAGCAGUAGUCUGAGACGCGUGACCGAGAGGAGACUGUUGUUGCUUUAGUUUGAGUAAAAUGGUUGACUGGAGUCCCAUAGCGAAGGUGUAUGACCCGCUUAAAGCUGGCAGCAUCGACGGCACGGACGUGGAGCCGCAUGAUCGGGCGGUGUGGAGGGCGAUCGGGGCCCGCUACAAGCCCAACAAGGGUGUAGUCGGGGACUCGCUGCUCACUCUCUACGUGGCUCGCCUGAACCCCCAGACCACCGAGGACAAGCUGCUCCAAGUGUUCUCUAAGUACGGAGACAUCCAGCGGCUCCGGCUGGUCCGGGACAUCGUCACGGGCGUCUCCAAGGGAUACGCCUUCAUUGAAUACAAGGAGGAGCGCUCCAUUGUGCGGGCCCGCCGGGACGCCAACAAACUGCUGGUGGAGCAGCACGAGCUGUUCGUGGACUUUGAACAGGAGAGGACUCUGAAGGGAUGGGUCCCGCGGCGGCUCGGUGGAGGACAGGGAGGGAAGAAGGAGUCCGGCCAGCUGCGGUUCGGAGGCAGGGACAGGCCCUUCCGGAAACCCAUUCACCUCGGGGUCGGUCUGGUGCAGGAAUGGGGAGGUGGUGGUGGUGGUGGAGGAGGAGGAGGCAGGGAGUGGGACAGACCAGGGGCGAGAGGCAGGGAGGACCGGGACCGACACAGAGAUGCUGAGUGGGGCAGCAGAGGGAGGAGAGAUGACCGGGACAAAGGCAGAGAGAGGGACGACCGCCGAUACCGGGACAGGAGCAGGCACCGGGACACGAGGUGAUACCACCGGAAGUCGUGUCACUCGCCUGGUUCAGCUGAAGCCUGUGGCAGAUGUUUUAAUGUACACUCCAGCUGUUGCAGCUCCUCGUAUGGACGCAUGUUAAGCCAAGAACGCAGUGAAGGAAAGUGUUGAGGCUUGUGAGUUGCACAUGUUAGUGCUGGUCCAUGGUAAGAACCGGUAUUACAGUAACAAAGGAGUACCAACGUAUAUCUCAGAGAUAUCUGACUCACUAGUCUUUUGUGGUGUGCAUUGAGCAGUAAAAACUAUCUUCAUAUUGACUUUUUUAAUUUCACUGUUCAUUACAGUGAUUAACCUUACAAUUUUGAUGUUGUCCAGCCAAGUGAAGCUCCUCAGCUUUAAAAAAGCAGAAACCACCACCAAAUGGACAAAAUGCAUUCAUUGAUGUUACACUUGUAGACAACUACACAAGUGCCUGUAGAUCAGAAUAAACCUAUUACACAAAUUUUCUCUCCUGCAGAAUCUGAGAUGUAUUGUGGUUCCAAAAGGUCGCCUGGAAAACAGUAAAGCAUUUCUAUUUCA
This is a messenger RNA of Scophthalmus maximus (turbot), 1381 nucleotides long. RefSeq names its product small nuclear ribonucleoprotein 35 (U11/U12) (gene snrnp35). The record is from RefSeq and is a predicted model, not a curated record. NCBI's taxonomy places the organism in Eukaryota, Metazoa, Chordata, Actinopteri, Pleuronectiformes, Scophthalmidae. Bases 122 to 841 code for a protein of 239 amino acids. Gene Ontology annotation, cellular component: precatalytic spliceosome; U12-type spliceosomal complex. Gene Ontology annotation, biological process: mRNA splicing, via spliceosome. Gene Ontology annotation, molecular function: mRNA binding; snRNA binding. The transcript has a single exon.